This is a messenger RNA of Elgaria multicarinata webbii, 3668 nucleotides long. It is a transcript of the gene USP6NL, whose product is annotated as USP6 N-terminal like. The transcript is spliced from 16 exons. Bases 232 to 2859 code for a protein of 875 amino acids. The record is from RefSeq and is a predicted model, not a curated record. Lineage: Eukaryota; Metazoa; Chordata; Lepidosauria; Squamata; Anguidae.
AGCGUUGCCAUGGCAGCCAAGAGUAGGUGUCACACCGGGCCACUUCCUGGUUGGAGGCCAAUGUCCCGGGCACUAAGCUGGGAAAAGCGCCGCGGGGAGGAGGCGGAACGAGGCCCCGGAAGGAGCAGGAGGCCCAGGCGCCGAGGACAUGUAUACCUCUGAGAGAUCUUCUUGGACAAGACACCGUAGUUUAAUACCUGUCUGGGACUAUAUGCAAAGAGGCUACCAGUCAUGAGUUCGGAUGCUGAGCAAGAUGCUGCUGUCAAACUUGCCCAGGAGCGAGCUGAGAUAGUUGCCAAGUAUGACAGAGGACGAGAAGGUGCACAAAUCGAGCCAUGGGAAGAUGCAGACUACCUUCUUUACAGAGUUACUGAUAGAUUUGGUUUCUUGCACCAAGAAGAGUUACCUGACUAUGAUGCAGCAUCGGAGAGGCAAAAGCAGCUUGAAAUUGAAAGAACUACAAAAUGGCUGAAGAUGUUGAAAAGCUGGGAGAAAUACAAAAACACUGAAAAGUUUCAUAGGAGAAUUUAUAAAGGAAUUCCAUUGCAGCUGCGAGGUGAAAUCUGGUCUUUGUUGCUUGAUGUCCCUAAAAUGAAAGAAGAAAUGAAAGAUUAUUAUAAUACUUUAAAACGCCAGGGAAGAGGGAGCUCCCCAGAUAUCAGACAGAUUGAUCUGGAUGUAAAUCGAACAUAUCGGGAUCAUAUCAUGUUUAGAGACAGAUACGGAGUUAAGCAACAAUCUUUAUUCCAUGUCUUAGCUGCAUAUUCUGUAUACAAUACGGAAGUGGGAUACUGUCAGGGAAUGAGCCACAUCACAGCUUUACUCCUCAUGUAUAUGAAUGAAGAAGAUGCCUUCUGGGCCCUGGUGAAACUGCUCUCGGGACCCAAGCAUGCUAUGCAUGGUUUUUUUAUUCCUGGUUUUCCCAAGCUGUUGAGGUUUCAAGAACAUCAUGACAAAAUAAUGAAGAAAUUUUUGUCUAAGCUUAAGCAGCAUUUUGACUCCCAGGAGGUCAACACUACCUUUUACACCAUGAAGUGGUUUUUCCAGUGUUUCCUUGACCGUACUCCCUUUAGGUUAACCCUCAGGAUCUGGGAUAUCUACAUACUUGAAGGAGAACGGGUUCUCACUGCAAUGUCUUAUACCAUUUUGAAACUGCACAGAAAACACCUGAUGAAAUUGCAAAUGGAAGAACUUGUACAAUUUCUUCAGGAGACGCUUGCCAAAGAUUUCUUCUUCGAAGAUGACUUUGUAAUAGACCAGCUCCAAAGUUCCAUGGCAGAAUUGAAACGAGCGAAGUUGGACUUGCCAGUAGCGGUACCCGAUACCGUGGUCUUCCUGUUCGCUACUAUCCCCCAAGCGUCUCCUGGUAAAGAUGAUGAAAUUCCAAAGAAGUUGGGAAAAUUUCCACCUGAAACUCAGCCUGCCAUACUUAACCUUACGCAUCUGGUCAAUGGACAGAACAGCACCAGUGGAUCAAACAACACCCAGGGUAGCCAAAGGAAAAGUCACAGAGCAUCCGCAGAGAGGUCCUCAGAAAGCUCAACAAGAAUACCCACAGAGAGAGAGCAGGAAAGUUCACCAAGACACCGAAGAAGGAAAAAUUCUCUGGAAAAGAGGCCUUCAUUGAGACAGCAAAAGCCUGUAACACCCAAUGUGCGAAGUGGAUUGCCGAAGCAUGACGUAGAGAGCCAGAGGAAAAGAACUGAAGUUCAAGCAGAGGAUGACUCCAAGCAAAACCAUAAUGCAGCUGCUAACCAAAAUUCCAAUGCUACUUUAAAUGCAGGAAAGGAAUUUGUACCCAGGUGGAUUAAACCUUCCGAUAUAAAAAUUAUUGAAAAGACAACAAAACUCACCAUGGAGAUCAAGAGUCGAUCUGCAAACCAUGCCAGUUCAGGAACGCCACCUAGUCCUGGCGGUGAGGUGCAGCCGUUGAAUAUAAAGCAGAAGAUCAGGGUUUUGGAUGUCGAAGAGGGCAAGCGAGGGUCAAAUGCAUCACAGUAUGACAAUGUUCCAGGUGCUGACCUAGAGAACGAAAACUCUGUGGAUGAGGCGCUGGAGAGGGCAACCUUGCAAAGUCAAAAAAGCACAGCUUUCUCCAGCAAUUCAAGGAAGCUGACAGAGAAAAGAUACAGUCCACCAAAAAUAUCCAACAGUUAUGCCUUCAGCUCACAACCAAGAAUCCCCAGAUAUUCCUCCCAAUCUGAAGGGUCAGAUAUUGGACAUAAUAUCAAACUCCCACUCCCAUCUUAUAGUAAUCCACCUGUUUACCAUGGAAAUUCUCCAAAGCAUGUAACCAACAUUGUUCAUUCCAGCUUCACAGCCACACAGUAUAAUCACGGGAAUCGAACCAACUCUCCCGGUCGACCAUACAUCCCUGACCUUCCAAUGGAGAUGUUUGCUGAUAAAUCACAUAGAAAUUACUCUGCCAGCCACCAAAAUCUUGUUGUGAAACCUUCUAAUCGAAUAGAGGUUCUCCCAUUUGACACUUAUGCAAGCAACCCUAGGUCACCUACCGGCAUGAGAUUUGCAAUUCCUCCAGCAGAUUAUUUGCCAGACAGUAGAAAGUGGCCAGAACCUCCUUAUAUGUACAGACAGGAUGCUUACGGGCCAUCCUGGAGCCAAGAUGGUAGCCGAAGCCACUUGGAUAACUUGAAGAAAUACCCACCUUUUCAGUCAACACCUGUUAAAGACAAUAAUCUCCCCACUGUCUCUGUGGAUAGUCCUAUAAGAUACAGGACUUCCUCAACCUCAGAAGAACUUGGCUCACCACGCUACCAAUACCCAAGUUCCCCAGCUCCCUCUCACCACUAUAGACACCAAACUGAUGGAUUGUCAAUGCAUGAAUCGGUCCUGCUGUGAGAAACAAUAUAUGGCCACCUUAAUGGCCAGGAGAACAGUGUGCAGGAUUCACAAGUCUUGGGUUGGUAGCUAUCCAAGAUCAGUAAUCUUUAGACAGGACAAUUUAGAUAAAGCAUACACAAAAUAACACUAUUUCAUAGCUAUGUUAAAGGUUGACAAAGCUGAAACUGAGCAUUGAAUAUAGCAGAAAUUAUUGGAUUCUCAUAAACAUAGCAAUAGCUUUAUAUGUUAAACAUGACUACCAUGGCAUUGUUGGUUACAUUUAAGUAGCUUACUUGGGAAAUGACCGUGUUGCCUAAAAUCUAUAAACCACCCUCCUCAGUCAGCUGCUUUUAACUUGACACUACAGCCCAUUGUGUGUUCACUUGUGGCAAGAGAGUUACAGAGUUUAAAAUGGCGGCAUGUAUGUUCUUGGACUGCAUCCACAAAAACCUUUUUUUUUAUUUUAAUGUUUUAUUUUGUUAACUUAUUUUAUAAAUCAUCCAUUCAGUUAGAAUGGGGGGUUUCUUGACAUUCGUUUAUACACUGCCUCAGUAACCCUGAGAACUCUGGGUUAUCUAGUGCAAUCUUUAUACAGGCAUGCAAUUGCCUAUUGCUCAGCUAGAAAGGAGAAGGUCUGGCUUUCAAAGCAGUAACAUUCUGAUAUGGCCAAUAAAUGGUGCUUAUGAAAUCAGGACUGUCUGUGAAUUGUAGCAUGUGUCUAGGGUGCCGAUGAUAUUUGAGCCCAUCAUCCACAUUCACAUAUCCAAAGGCAGUUCUGUAGUCUGAGUGUCAGCAGUCUUAAUUCCCAUAUGUGUGCCGGGGGGAGG